Molecule: messenger RNA, 2014 nt
Organism: Scheffersomyces coipomensis
Lineage: Eukaryota; Fungi; Ascomycota; Pichiomycetes; Serinales; Debaryomycetaceae
Product: amino acid permease-domain-containing protein
Exons: 1
Coding region: 260-1996 (578 amino acids)
Biological process (GO): amino acid transmembrane transport
Cellular component (GO): membrane
Molecular function (GO): L-amino acid transmembrane transporter activity
Source: RefSeq, a predicted model, not a curated record
AUGACAUAAAAUUGUGGCAGCACCCAAGAUUUUUCUUGUCCUUCACUACCGAUAGAUUAAUAACGAUUCGUCAAGAUAACUUAAGUUGAUAAGUUAUUCUUAUAGUAUGAAAACCACAUCUUGGUCUAAGGUUUGAAAAGAUGAUAAGAAAGAAUAUAAAUAACCUCGAAACUCGACAUGUAAAAACUCGUCAAAAUUGUAUAGAAUUAGUUAAAGUGCAGAAUAUUUAUCAUAGCUGGAAAAAAGUUGCAGCCAAAUCAUGUCUAACAUUUUAAGAAAAAUUAUUGAUCCUAUCAUUGGGAUUGAUGAAGAUCAACUUCAGAUUAAGCAAGAACUUGCAACAGAUUCAGAAGACGAAGAACAAAACUCUAUUGGUGCUCCAGUUGAAUCAAAUAAUCCAUUAGGUUAUAACUUAGAUUAUGUUUCUGCUUUUUAUAUGGUUAUUCAAGGUAUUAUCGGUACUGGUAUCUUCUUAACUCCAGCCAGUGUUUUAAAAUCAAUUGGGUCAGUAGGGGCAAGUUAUGUACUUUGGAUUGGUGGAUUUUUCAUUGCUCUUUUUGAAAUCUUUGUUUAUAUUGAAUUUACUACAUAUUUUAGAAAAAGAUCAGGUGGUGAUGUGGCAUACUUAGAACAAGCAUAUCCUAAACCAGAUUUCUUAGUUCCAACCAGUUAUGCUGCUGUUUCAGUUAUUUUAUCCUUUUCUGUUAGUUCAGCUAUUGCAUUUGGUACUUAUAUUAUAAAUGCUGCUGGUGUUGAACCAAGUACUUGGAAACAAAGAGGGGUUGGAGUGGCCAUUUUAACAUUCACUGCUGCUCUUACUGCGGUAAAUUCUAAAUUAAGUUUGAAAUUAGCUAAUCUCUUAGGGUUUGUUAAGAUGGUUUCAGUAUUCUUUAUUAUUAUCACUGGAUUUGUCGUUUUAGGUGGAGGUACCAGAGUUAAAGAUCCUCAUUCAAUCUUUAAAAAUGCAUGGGAAGGAUCAACAAGUGAUGGUAAUGCUAUUGCUAAUGCUAUUAUUAAAGUUUCAUUUUCAUAUGGUGGUACUCAAUAUGUCUUUGGUUUAGUAGGAGAAUCUAAUCCUAAAAAGACUAAGAACUUAUUUAGAUAUUUCAUUCCUGGAGUUGUGGUAUUUGUAUUCUUACUUUAUAUUUUAUUAAUUACCACAUUUUAUGCCGGUGGUGGUACUAUCAAAGAAAUUGAAGCAUCAGGUAAUUUAGUGGCAGCAUUAUUUUUCAAAAAUGUAUUUGGUACUAAAGCUGGUUCUAAAGCUUUAAAUGUUCUUGUGGCCUUAUCAGCCUUUGGUCAUUUAUUAGCGGUAUUUGUGGGUCAUUCAAGAGCUUUAAGAGAAUGUGGAAGACAAGGUGUUUUACCAUAUUCUCAUGCUUGGACUUCAACUAAACCUUUUGGUACUCCAUUAUUAGCUGUAAUUGUUACUUGGGUAGUAAAUUUAAUUGUAUUAUUAGCUCCACCUGCUGGUGAUGCUUAUAAUUUUGUGGUAGAUGUUGGAUCUUAUUCUGGAUAUUUCUUCAAAAUUUUAUUAGCCGUUGGAUUAUUAUUAGUGAGAAGACAAAGAAAGAAAGAAGGUUUAGGUUAUAACGGAUUUAAAGCUCCAUUACCAUGUAUCAUACUUACUCUUUUGUUUUAUGUUUUCGUUAUUGCAGUUUCAUUCGUUCCACCAAAGGGAGGUUCAUUAAAAGGUUCUGAUGUUUCAUUCUUUUAUGCUACUUAUGCUCUUACAACCAUUGGUAUUCUUAUUGUUUGUGUAUUAUAUUAUUUCGUAUGGGCCAAGCUCUUACCAAGAUUAGGAAGUUAUAAACAUCGUCUUGUUUAUUAUAAUUUAAACCAUGGUGAAAGAGGUCAUACGGUUAUUAAAGUUAAGAAUGAAGACAUAGCUAAAUUUGAUGCUGAACAUGAUUCAACUGGAAGAUAUAUUGGUGAAGAUCAAGAUGGUUCAGUUGAAAACAUUGCUAUUACUGUUGACUCUGAAAAGAAAGCUUAGUCUUACAUUAUAAUUUAA